This is a messenger RNA of Plectropomus leopardus (leopard coralgrouper), 4235 nucleotides long. It is a transcript of the gene stat6, whose product is annotated as signal transducer and activator of transcription 6, interleukin-4 induced. NCBI's taxonomy places the organism in Eukaryota, Metazoa, Chordata, Actinopteri, Perciformes, Serranidae. Gene Ontology annotation, biological process: signal transduction; regulation of DNA-templated transcription. Gene Ontology annotation, molecular function: DNA-binding transcription factor activity; DNA binding. The record is from RefSeq and is a predicted model, not a curated record.
UGUAGUUUCUCUGUCAAAGGCGGUACAUAAAUGCCGAACAGUUUGAUGCAUUAUUAAGUUUUUUCGUGUAUUUUUGAGACUUUAGAUGCAUUAGAGUGUAUGCUUUAAUCUCCGUCUAAUCCUUAAAUAUCAAAACAGACCACUGUGCAGACACCUAAACCACACAAGGUGCACAUUUGGACCCAAACAUAGGCUCGUUCUGCACUGCGUGCACGCCCCUUCAUGUACAGUAUGUAUACAUCAUCGUUUAUUAAACCGCAGCCCUGAUGUUCAUCCGGAUGACAUAUCUCGGUCAUGUGUAAACUUGAACGUGACGACAGGAAGUAGAGCGCGCUCCUCCGUUACUGGCACAUUAUGCACAACAGGGAAGUAAGCCUAACCUGCGCUUUGCGUUGUUAAAAGUUGCUGAACUCGCUGCUCAAAGUUGAUUUCUUCUCGGUUCAAAACGACGGUGCUGUUUUUAACAAGACAUUAUAGUGAGGCAGCAGGAAAUGGUCAGGAGGAUAUUCGGGCUGGAGGAGGAUUUAUGAGACAGAGGAGGAGGAAGAGGAGACGGAGCAGACCUUUUUUCAAUGUUUUGAAGUCUAUAUUUGACCGAAGCCCUGUGUGAACAUGGCCCAGUGGUUACACAUGUCCCAGAUGAUACAGUGCCUAUCAGAUGACACUGUCAACAACCUUUAUCCCCCAGCUGCCUUCCCCAUCGAAGUCAGACAUUUUUUGGCAGAAUGGAUUGAGAGCCAAAGAUGGGACGACUUUGUGCUGGAAAAGGUGGAGAUGGAGAGCCAGGCUCAGGCUCUGUUGGACCAGACUAUCAGCAUGCUGCAGUCAAUUGCUCAGCAGAACGCCAACGUGGUGGACCGGAUGAAGCUGAUGAACAUCAGCAGGAACAUGAGCAUGUUUCAGCAGCACCCUCUACAGUUUGGGGUGAUGGUCAAAGAAAUUCUUACGAAGGAGAGGCUUCUGAUUGGCGCGCCCGCUCAGAUGCCGAACCCUCCACAGUACCAACAAUACCCGAGUAGAGAGUCCUCGUUCCCCAACAUGCAGGAUGUAGACUGUCUGGUUCUGAAGGUGCUGGAGGUCCAGGACAUCCGACAAAAGAUGCAUCAGCUACAAGAAGAGCUUAACUGGGAGAGACAGAACUAUGAGGGUUUACAAGGGCCGAUCCAACAGAACGGACUGGAUCCAACAAAAUCAGAAAUCCAGAAACUUCAAAAUCACAUCCAGCAGCUGGAAUAUAAUGUGAAAGCAAUGGCCACGAAACGUUUCCAGCUGCUGAAGGACUCUGUGGACUGUCUGGACCAGUGUCAGACCAGACUGCUCAGCAGGCUGAAGGCUUGGAGGUGGGAGCAGCACAAGGCCGCCAUCGGACACUCCUUUGACGACAACCUCAACCCCCUGCAGACCUGGUGUGAGCAGCUGCUUGGCGUCAACGGAAAGCUGAGACAGGAAUUGAUGCUGAUAGGAGAGCCGAUCCCAGAGCUCCAGGAAAGACUGGGGCAACUUCUGCAGGUUCUGAUUCAAAGCUCACUCGUGGUGGACAAGCAGCCCCCUCAGGUCAUUAAGACGCAGUCAAAGUUCUCCACAACAGUGCGAUAUCUGCUGGGGGAGAAGGUUGCUCCCGGGAAGCCUGUGGUGCUGAAGGCGCAAAUUAUUAAUGAACUGCAGGCCAGGAACCUGGGCAGUGUGCCUGGCGAUAAUGUCGGGGAACUGAUAAACAAUACAGCCAUCCUAGAACACAACACAGCCAGCAAGAGCACAUGUGCCACGUUCAGGAAUAUGUCCAUCAAGAAGAUCAAGAGAGCAGACAGGAAGGGAUCAGAGUCUGUGACAGAGGAAAAGUUUGCUCUCCUGUUCUCAACAGAGAUCACCAUCACAGGCUGUGAGACACCCUACAGGAUACAGAUGAUUUCACUGCCGGUGGUUGUCAUCGUCCACGGUAGUCAAGACAACAAUGCUCUGGCCACAAUCAUUUGGGACUGUGCUUUUUCCGAACCAGACAGAGUACCGUUCAUGGUGCCAGAGCGUGUGCCCUGGAGGAUGAUGUACAGCACUCUAAACAGUAAAUUCACUGCUGAGGUCCAGACACACCAUAAUCUGGACCACUACAACCAGCACUUUUUGGCACAGAAGAUUUUCGACAAGCCUGACUUUGCAGACGACUUCAGCAACAUGAUGGUUUCCUGGGCCCAGUUUAAUAAGGAAGUUCUUCCAGGUCGACCAUUCACUUUCUGGCAGUGGUUUGAGGGAGUGAUGGAGCUGACUAAGAAGCAUCUGAAAACCUAUUGGAGUGAGGGGCUGAUAUUUGGUUUCAUUGGGAAGCAGCAUCUACACCUGAUUCUUAAAGACAGGCCCAACGGGACAUUCUUGCUUCGCUUUAGUGACUCUGAGAUCGGAGGCAUCACCAUUGCAUAUGUGUCAGCUACUGAGAACGGGGGACAGAAGAUCCAGAACAUUCAGCCCUUCACUAAGAGAGAUCUUGAGAUCCGUAGCCUUGGUGACCGCAUUCGGGACAUCAACCACAUAACUUACCUGUAUCCUGAAUUUCCUAAACAUGAAGUUUUCAAAAAAUUCUACUCAGAGCCUCAAGCGUCGCCUGUUGGGGGUUAUAUCCCUGUGUCUCUCCAUACUAAAGUUGGCACGGAAGCAGGGUCAGCCACACCCCCGGCUGCCAGUAUGACACCCCAUGCUGAAAACCCGCACAGUACUGUUGGCUUCACCGUGCAUCAGUUUGGGCAGCCUUUCAGCCCUCAGGAGUCCAUCAGUCAAGACAUAAUGGAAACAGCACCUAACUCUGUGGAGUUCAGUCCAAGCCCGUCUGUUGGCUUCCCUGAACACAUGCCCGCAGCUAGCCCGCAUAUGGAUCUGGAUUUAGACACUUUUCUCCAGAAUCUGGAGAAGAACAGUGUCUAGACUCCAGGAGACAGACGUCGGACAGAGACGAGAGCUAAAGUGUGUCUUUGGCCAUUAUUUGUGCAGACUUUCUUCUUUCACUUUCGUCAUCCAUCUACAGAUGAAUCUACUUUUGGAUAACAACAAAUCUGAUUUCCCCUGGACUUAACAUGUUGAGCUGGUGCUACAUGAAAGCAGGAAAUCAUUUUUGUGACAAUGUCAAACUGAGAACAAACAAACAGAACCCAACAUCGUGUUCUGUCGGCCAUCCUCUUUGUGCACCUCUUUAUUAAAAUCUGUACACUCUCUCACCUGGUCGUAAGUUUGUUGAUGUUAGCUAAUGGAGAUUCUUUUUGAGGUAAUUAUUUUGUCUGUGCUUGUUGCAUGUUUUUCUAACCAUGAUAAGGCAAGCAUAUUUGAAUCAUAUUUUGCAUAAAACUCGUCCUUAUGAUGGAUAAGCUUCAGUCAUAGUAUAUUACACACCUAAUCUUAAAUUUAUGCACAAUAUACAUGAAAAAGACAUCAUAACCUAGCAAAUGUUUAUGAGCCUAAUAUGUCUUGUGCUAGUGAAGAUUAGAAACAUGAGAUAAACAAUAAGCUUUUCCAUCACUAACUGUAAAACGUGCUGAAGCUAUAUCACACUGAUGGACACUUACAAUGCAAUGGAAGUUUUGAUGAUGAUGGUUGUGGUGGGAAAUGCUUUUGUCUGCCAUCUGCUUAUUUUGUGUUACAUGUUUAUAUUUUUAAAGCUGUCAUUUUUGGCCUAAGGUAUAUAUGGCCUUAAGUAUGCAUCUAGUUGCUAUGUCUUUGGAUUGAUAUAACACAUACAUGUAGUGAAAGUAGAUGAUCAACAGUAUUUUCCAUUUCCUCUUUAUUUCUAUGUAGAUUCAGAACCAAUGAGAUGUUUUUUUUAUGUUACUACAUUAAUGCAGUUUUUGGAGUCUCACUUAACAUGUUAAUGUGCCAUUUAAGAGUAUUUUUGGUUUUACAGAUAAAAACAUGUUAGGAGUAAAGUAAUUAAAGUUGUUUAUUUUGACAGGGAAUGUGGGAGUGCUAAAUCUAAUUUUGCUCUGAUAUUAGUAACUUUUAUCUGUAGCUGAAUGUUUAUUAAAAAUCUUUCUCAUUAACGGACUUUGGGUUUUAUAAGAAGCUUUAUACUCCCCUUCCAUCACUGUCAAUACUGUUCGUGUAAUAAUAUAAUAGUGUAUUGGAUGUUGCAUGUAUUUUUUACCAGAUGAUAACCUUUCAUAUCUCGUGGAUUGACUUAAGGAUAAAUUACACCAAGGCUACAACAAUCCAUAUAAUCUUUCAACUGAGGUGUCAAAUAAAAUCUGUUUUUCUGAGAA